AUGAGUGGUCGAUUUAUUCGCUCCUCAUUACUAUUAGGCAUUUUUCUGAUAAUUGGAUGUGCAAAUGUUUUUUACGUAUUAUAUCUGGGCGAACAUAAAGUUAUUCUACUCGUUGAUCCUCAAGAAAAAGAAAAUAAUAAUAGUCUAUUGAAAGAUAUAGAAAAUCUGCAUUGGACAAUAUCACAGGAAUCAUUCACUUUGAAACGAUCACGUUUUGCAUUACGACUGUUAAAAUUUCUAAUGAAAAAUGCUUCACCGGGAGAAACAUGGAUAUGGACACCAACCAACGAAUAUCCAUCAACACCCUAUCAACCAACAGUGAUUGAAAACGAACCACCACCACCUGAGAAAGACACAUCAUUCCAAUUACCACCUCAAUGUAUUAAAGAUGAAAUUUCUCGUGUAUGCAAAAUAUUAACAAAUGCCGAUUCAAGUAUUGGGGAAGAAUGGUGUAAAUUGUUUUCAAAAUGUUAUCCGAAUACAUUAGAAACGACAACAACUAUGUUGAAUGAUGGUACAACGUAUAUUAUUACGGGUGAUAUUGACUUAAUGUGGCUGAGAGAUUCAAGUGCACAGGUUACUCAAUAUUUACCAUUAGCGAAAGAAAAAGAUAUUCAGCGAAUAAUUGAAGGCCUUAUUAAGCGACAAUCAAUAUUUAUUACAAAAGAUCCGUAUGGUAGUUCAUUUCGAACGAAACUUCGACCAAAUCCUCCGUCUGACGAUGACCUCAAAGCGGGGCAUACGCAGAAAGGACGUAAUAUUUAUAAAUGGUGGAAAACUAGUGGACGUACAACAAUAUUUACAAAAGAAUGGUUACAAGUGGUAAAAAUUAUUGUUAAUUUGUUCACCAUUGAACAAUAUCACAGUGAAUUAUCUCCGUACAGGUAUACAGAACUCAGCAAUGAUCAUAAGGGUACUCAAGUAGCGUAUACCGGUAUGAUAUGGUCUGGAUUUCGUCCCAGCGACGAACAAACAGCUUAUGGUUACUUAAUACCAAGCAAUAUGUUUGCUGCAGUUUCCUUGGAAAAUCUUGAAGAAAUUUUAACAACUAUUUUUUAUUCAAAAGAGGAAGAUUUAAUUAAACAGAUAAAACAAUUGAUAAAAGAUAUUCACAAAGGUAUAUAUGAAUUUGGUACAGUAUAUAAUAAAAAAUAUGGAAAAAUAUAUGCCUAUGAAGUAAACGGAUACGGCAAUCAUACUCUAAUGGAUGAUGCGAAUAUACCGUCUUUACUUUCCAUACCGUACUUACAAUAUCAUUCACCAUAUGAUGCUAAAGGUGAAAUAGUUCAAAAUACACGAAAUUUUAUAUUAAGUUACGAUAAUGUUUAUUAUUAUGAAGGGUUAUUCGGAAAAGGUAUCGGCAGUUCUCACACAGAUAUCGGUAUGAUCUGGCAUUUGGCAGUCAUUAUGGAAGGUUUAACAACGAACGACUCAGAUAGUGUACACAAUGUUUUCAGCAUACUUGAAAAAUCACAUGCCAAUAGCUAUCAGAUGCAUGAAAGCUUUCAUGUAAAUAAUACCUUCACGUUUACACGCUCAUGUAAAAUACGUCUUGUUCAAAAGUUAUGUACAUUUGAAUUUAUAUCGGCACCCAUCAGUGAAAGUUGA
This is a messenger RNA of Didymodactylos carnosus, 1608 nucleotides long. NCBI's taxonomy places the organism in Eukaryota, Metazoa, Rotifera, Eurotatoria, Philodinida, Philodinidae. The record is from the annotation of a GenBank genome assembly.